Cebus imitator (Panamanian white-faced capuchin) is the source of this 3790-nucleotide messenger RNA. It is a transcript of the gene CSGALNACT1, whose product is annotated as chondroitin sulfate N-acetylgalactosaminyltransferase 1. Gene Ontology annotation, molecular function: glucuronosyl-N-acetylgalactosaminyl-proteoglycan 4-beta-N-acetylgalactosaminyltransferase activity. Bases 575 to 2173 code for a protein of 532 amino acids. The transcript has 9 exons. Gene Ontology annotation, cellular component: Golgi cisterna membrane. The record is from RefSeq and is a predicted model, not a curated record. NCBI's taxonomy places the organism in Eukaryota, Metazoa, Chordata, Mammalia, Primates, Cebidae.
AUUUGAUUUCAUGGAACCAUUUUUUUUUUUUUUUUAAGUGAUAGCGCUGAACGCAGUCUUUGCAGAGCGGGGCAGCACUUUCCCUCCUGACCCCAACCUGGAAACCCCAGAGUGACUUGGGGCUGUCAGAGCGUUGGAAGCAGAGCUGAGAGUUAGGAAGCGGCUCGCUGGCAAUCCGGCACCUUUCCUUCUUGUGAGGUAACUUCCUAUUUCAAGGAGACAAGCCAAGAUAACUUUAACCCAGAGGAGGAAUGAUGUAGCCACCCUCUAGUCUUCCCUUCUUAAACCCCCAGGUCCCCUUUUGCUGUUGGCUGCACAUCAUGAAGGCUAUGAUGGGAAUGAAGGUGAAAACCUGGAGAUUUCACUUAAGUCAUUGCUUCUGCCUGCAAGAUCAUCCUUUAAAAGUAGAGAAGCUGCUCUGUGUGGUGGUUAACUCCAAGUGGCAGAACUCAUUCUAGAAGGAAAUGGAUGCAAGCAGCUCCAGGGGCCCCAAACGCAUGCUUCCUGUGGUCUAGCCCAGGAAGCCCUUCCGUGGGGGCCCCAACUUUCAGGGAUGCCACCGGCUGAUUCCUGAAUGAUGAUGGUUCGUCGGGGGCUGCUUGCGUGGAUUUCCCGGGUGGUGGUUUUGCUGGUGCUCCUCUGCUGUGCCAUCUCCGUCCUGUACAUGCUGGCCUGCACCCCAAAAGGUGACGAGGAGCAGCUGGCACUGCCCAGGGCCAACAGCCCCACGGGGAAGGAGGGGUACCAGGCCGUCCUGCAGGAGUGGGAGGAGCAGCACCGCAACUACGUGAGCAGCCUGAAGCGGCAGAUCGCACAGCUCAAGGAGGAGCUGCAGGAGAGGAGUGAGCAGCUCAGGAAUGGGCAGUACCAAGCCAGCGAUGCUGCUGGCCUGGGGCUAGACAGGAGCCCUCCAGAGAAAACCCAGGCUGACCUCCUGGCCUUCCUGCACUCGCAGGUGGACAAGGCAGAGGUGCAUACCGGUGUGAAGCUGGCCACGGAGUAUGCAGCAGUGCCUUUUGAUAGCUUCACUCUGCAGAAAGUGUACCAGCUGGAGACUGGCCUUACCCGCCACCCUGAGGAGAAGCCCGUGAGGAAGGACAAGCGGGAUGAGUUGGUGGAAGCCAUUGAAUCGGCCUUGGAGACCCUGAACAAUCCUGCAGAGAACAGCCCCAAUCACCGUCCUUACACAGCCUCCGAUUUCAUAGAAGGGAUCUACCGAACAGAAAGGGACAAAGGCACGUUGUAUGAGCUCACCUUCAAAGGGGACCACAAACACGAAUUCAAGCGGCUCAUCUUGUUUCGACCAUUCGGACCCAUCAUGAAAGUGAAAAAAGAAAAGCUCAACAUGGCCAACAUGCUUAUCAAUGUUAUCGUGCCACUAGCAAAAAGGGUGGACAAGUUCCGGCAGUUCAUGCAGAAUUUCAGGGAAAUGUGCAUCGAGCAGGAUGGGAGAGUCCAUCUCACUGUUGUUUACUUUGGGAAAGAAGAAAUAAAUGAAGUUAAAGGAAUACUUGAAAACACUUCCAAAGCUGCCAACUUCAGGAACUUUACCUUCAUCCAGCUAAAUGGAGAGUUUUCUCGGGGAAAGGGACUUGAUGUUGGAGCCCGCUUCUGGAAGGGAAGCAAUGUGCUUCUCUUUUUCUGUGAUGUUGACAUCUACUUCACAUCUGAAUUCCUCAAUACGUGUAGGCUGAAUACACAGCCAGGGAAGAAGGUAUUUUAUCCAGUCCUUUUCAGUCAGUACAAUCCUGGCAUAAUAUAUGGCCACCAUGAUGCAGUCCCUCCCUUAGAACAGCAGCUGGUCAUAAAGAAGGAAACUGGAUUUUGGAGAGACUUUGGAUUUGGGAUGACGUGUCAGUAUCGGUCAGACUUCAUCAAUAUAGGUGGGUUUGAUCUGGACAUCAAAGGCUGGGGCGGAGAGGAUGUGCACCUUUACCGCAAGUAUCUUCACAGCAACCUCAUAGUGGUGCGGACACCCGUGCGAGGACUCUUCCACCUCUGGCAUGAGAAGCGCUGCAUGGAUGAGCUGACCCCAGAGCAGUACAAGAUGUGUAUGCAGUCCAAGGCUAUGAACGAGGCAUCCCAUGGACAGUUGGGCAUGCUGGUAUUCAGGCACGAGAUAGAGGCGCACCUCCGCAAACAGAAACAGAAGACAAGUAGCAAAAAAACAUGAGCUCCCAGGGACGGAUCGGGGAGACAUUUUUUUCUUUCCUUUUGCAAUUACCGAAAGUAGCUGCAACAAACAAAAGACUUCCAUAAAGGGUGACAAAAGAAUUAGACUGAUGUGUCAGAGAUGAGAGAGCCUCCAUUUUCUCUCUGUUUGGCUUUUUACAGCAGAAAUCAAAAUCUCCACUUUGCCUGCAAAAGUAGCCCAGUUGCACCCUGUGAAGUGUCUGACAAAGGCAGAAUGCUUGUGAGAUUAUAAGCCUGAUGGUGUGGAGGUUUUGAUGGUGUUUACAGCAAACUGAGACCUAUUGUUUUGUGUGCUCAUUGAAAUAUUCAUGAUUUAAGAGCAGUUUUGUAAAAAGUUCAUUAGCAUGAAAGGCAAGUGUAUUUCUCCUCCUGUGAAUGAUCCUAUCAGCAGGGCUUCAGUUUCUAGGAAUGCUAAAAUAUCAGAAACCAGGAGAGGAGAUAUGCUUAUUAUGAUCCUUUUGAGUACGUUAAGGAAAAUCAAAUGGACCAGAAAAGAAAUUGUAAAUAUCGUGUGGUGUUCCCCCAAGAUUAACCAAAAAUCAUCUGCUUAUCUUUUUGGUUGUCAUUUUAACUGUCUCCAUUUGUUUCUUUUAUUUAAAAAUGCACUUUGUUUUCGCUUGUGAGUUAUAGUCUGCUUAUUUAAUUACCACUUUGCAAGCCUUACAAGAGAGCACAAGUUAGCCUACAUUUUUAUAUUUUUUAAGAAGACACUUACAGAUGCAUCAUGAGAUCUUAAAGUUCAAAGCAUCAGACUGAUUCCAUAUCCAAGGACAUGCCAAAUGCUGAUUCUGUCAGGCACUGAAUGUCAGACCUUGAGUCAUAUGGAAGGAGUGGUUUGGCUACUGAUAAGAGACAUAUAGAUACUUUAUCUGAAGAGUAUUUUCGAAGGAGUGACUGAACACUGGAGGAAAAGAAAAUGACACUUUCUUCUUGACAGAAAAGGAAACUUAUUCAGACUGGUGAUACUGCAAUGUAUCUAAAAGUCAGAAAACACAUUUUCUCCUCAGAAGUGGGGACUACUUUCUUACCUGUUUAAACCAAAGCAUACCGAGUGAACCAAACAAUCUCUUUUCAAAGCAGGGUGCUUCUUCUGGCUUCUGGCUUCCAUAGAAGAAAUGGAGAAAAAAAUAUAUAUAUAUUUUGUGAAAGAUCAAUCCAUCUGCCAGAAUCUAGUAGGAUGGAAGUUUUUGCUACAUGUUCAUCCACCCCAGGCCAGGUGGAAGUAACUUAAUUAUUUUUUAAAUUAAGCAGUUCUCGAUCACCAAGAUGCUUCUGAAAAUUGCAUUUUAUUACCAUUUCAAACUAUUUUUAAAAAAUAAAUACAGUUCACAUACAGUGGUUUCUACAUUCACGUGAAAAUUAUUUAUUAGCCAGCACCAGAUGCAUGAGCUAAUUAUCUCUUUGAGUCCUUGCCUUCUGUUUGCCCACAGUAAACUCGUUGUUUAAAAGCUUCAAGAACAUUCAAGCUGUUGGUGUGUUAAAAAAAAAAAAUGCAUUGUAUUGAUUUGUACUGGUAGUUUAUAAAAUUUAAUUAAAACACAGGUCACGGAUGGAAGGUGGUAUUGCACAGCUAAUAAAAUACGAUUUAUGCACAUGA